This is a messenger RNA of Paraglomus occultum, 705 nucleotides long. The record is from the annotation of a GenBank genome assembly. Lineage: Eukaryota; Fungi; Glomeromycota; Glomeromycetes; Paraglomerales; Paraglomeraceae.
AUGUCAACAAAUACCUUUUCCUCAACUGCCCAGGCAACUUCUACUUCUCCUCGACCUUUUAUUUUCAUAGACAGCAGUGACCCAAUACAUCCAAAUCAAGUUAUUAAACAUACAGAGUCAACUCCAAUUAUUAAACUCCCGUUCCCUCCACUCAUCGAUCCUCACGAUAUAAUAAUGAAGAAAUCACGCGGCCAAACUACCCCAACUAAACCACCAAACGCAUUUAUCAUAUACCGGCGUAAAUUUGUGGAAACCGCUCACUCGAUCGGAUAUAAAAUUCCAAUGACUGUCGUAUCUACAAUGGCAUCGCAGAGUUGGGAUCUCGAACCAGCGAACGUAAAGAACGAAUACAAGAGAAUUGCCAAAGAAGCAAAGGAUUUAUACUACAAACUGUAUCCGAAAGCCACUCCUGCCAAAGCACCAAAAAGAUGGAGAGCCUUUCUCAAAGCACCCGAUUCUAUCGACAAUAUUGGGAUCUCGCCGGUUACAAGCUUUAUGUCUCCUGACGAAACUCCGGAUUUGUAUGUUCCGGAUAUAAUCGAUAAUACGACCUAUACUAAUCUGCUUGACUGCGAAAAUGUCAACUUGGGGUGCGAAGAUGUAGGAGAUACAAUGCAAUUGUUAUUGUUUUUAGAUGAAAUGUUACCUAUACAAGUUACAAGCCAGGAUGGCUAUGAGCGAGAAGUUGGUGGAGUGUAUUUUUGA